Messenger RNA from Mauremys reevesii (Reeves's turtle), 4340 nucleotides. RefSeq names its product drebrin like (gene DBNL). The record is from RefSeq and is a predicted model, not a curated record. Bases 74 to 1540 code for a protein of 488 amino acids. Gene Ontology annotation, cellular component: site of polarized growth; postsynaptic membrane; actin filament. The transcript is spliced from 14 exons. Gene Ontology annotation, biological process: positive regulation of axon extension; neuron projection morphogenesis; positive regulation of dendritic spine morphogenesis. NCBI's taxonomy places the organism in Eukaryota, Metazoa, Chordata, Testudines, Geoemydidae. Gene Ontology annotation, molecular function: actin filament binding.
GCCCGCCCCCCCCGGCCCCUCCCCAUCGCGGCGCGGCCGGGAGGAGCCGGAAGGCGGAGGUGGAGGCGGCUCCAUGGCGCUGAACCUGAGCAGGAACGGGCCGGCGCUGCAGGAGGCCUAUGGCCGGGUGGUGGCCGCGGGGAGCCCGACCGACUGGGCUUUGUUUACCUACGAAGGCAACAGUAAUGACCUGCGAGUGGCUGGCACUGGAGAUGGUGGCCUGGAGGAGCUGGUGGAGGAGCUCAACAGUGGUAAGGUGAUGUACGCUUUCUGUCGGGUAAAGGAUCCCAACUCUGGCCUUCCCAAGUACGUCAUCAUCAAUUGGACUGGCGAAGGCGUGAAUGACGUGAGAAAGGGAGCUUGUGCCAACCAUGUCAGCACCAUAGCAAACUUCUUAAAGGGCGCCCAUGUGACGAUAAAUGCUCGGGCGGAGGAGGAUGUGGAACCUGACUCAAUCAUGGAGAAAGUUGCCAAGGCUUCCGGCGCAAACUACAACUUCCAUAAAGAAAGUAGCAGGUUCCAGGAUUCAGGCCCUCAGACGCCAGUGAGUUCUGUCUACCAGAAGACAAACGCCAUGUCUGAAAUCAAGAGGGUCGGUAAAGAUAACUUCUGGGCCAAAGCAGAGAAAGACGAGGAGAACCGCCGGCUGGAGGAGAAGAGGAGGGCGGACGAGGAGCGGCAGCGACUGGACAAAGAGCACCAGGAGCGGGAGCGGCAGGAAGCAGCCGGGCGUGAGCGAAGGUUUAAAGAGAGAUCCAGUGAGAUUGAUGCUCAGAAGAAAUUCCAGCAGCAGCAGGAUACCCAGAGCAGGGACAAGGAGAAGCAGCAAUGGAAGGAGCAGGAAGAAGAGCAUCAGGCCACCCAGCGGAGGGGCCUCCGGAGGAGCGAGUCUGUGGAGAAAGCUCAGGAAGCGGCAUCGCUGAUAGCGCAAAGAUCAGUGAACCCACGGGACAUCUUCAAACAGAAGGAGAGGUCUAUGCCCUCAGAAACAGCAGCCUUCGGUUCCCAACCAGGCAAGCUACGGAGCCCCUUCCUGCAGAAGGAGAGCAGCCCUGUCCACGCGCCGGCCUCCCCAGUCCACUCAGCUGCCCAGGCCUUUCAUCCACCCUCCCUUGUCCAUACCUCUGCUCGGGAGACGCCUCCAGCCUCCCCGGUUCCUGGCUCAGGUGACGCUGCUGUGCAGGACACCAGGUACAGUCCAGUCCCCCUGGUGUCCCAGCCGCAAGUGGAAGAGGACGCUCUGUAUGAGGAACCCCCUGAUGAGUCGGCUGUCUACGAAGAGCCCCCCACUCAGGAACAGCUUGAAGAUGCCAAAUAUGAGUAUGCUGUUGAGUACCAGCAAAGGCCAGACUUGGAGGGGAAAGGGUUAUGUGCCCGAGCGCUGUACGACUAUCAGGCUGCCGAUGACACGGAGAUCUCCUUUGACCCUGAGAACAUCAUCACCAACAUCGAGAUGAUCGAUGAGGGCUGGUGGCGUGGCUACGGCCCAGACGGCCACUUCGGCAUGUUCCCUGCCAACUACGUGGAAUUGAUAGAAUAAGCAGCCUCCGGGGGAAGGAGGAUGGGGAGCAGUUACCCCUAAAAGUGGCUUGAUGAAAUCUGAUUCUUCAACGUUUAAAUGGUGUGGCUUUUAAGGUGUGACGUGCCAUCACCCUGCUCCCCUGGCCCCAGGGCAGAAUCCAGCGGUGCUCUGUUGCCCUCUUCCCCUCCAGCUUAGCUGAUACUUCUUGGUGAAGGUUUGAAAUGAGCUGUGGCCAUUUGCAUAACUUACCUACAUGUUUCACUCGACAGCUGAAACCUUUUAAGGGGGAGGGACGGAUGACUCCUCCCUACCAGGCAUUCAGGAAACAAGCCCCUCACUUCAGAACAGGUGUCUCUCAUGGAGGAAAAGGGCCCCCUCGGCCAGAUCCGCGAGGGAAUGGUAAUCAGACGGGCUCCGAUUUAGCAUUCCGUGUGGCUCAGUAACCAGCGUGGAUCUGUCACUGCAGGGUUAAUGCUGCAAAGACCGACACCAAGCAGUUGGGCAAUGCCCAAGUUAGUCUUCUAUUAGCAACACCGUCUCCCUGUGCAUGCACGAUUAAAUUAUAUGUCCUGCAGUCUAGCCAGUGCGGCUGCACAGGUGGCCUGAGGUCCAGUUACCGUUGCUCGUAGAAUCCUGAUUUUUGCAUUACCUGCUAUCUCUGGGGCUUCAGCUCGCAAACUGCCCAUUGUACUGCAGUAAGGUUUGCAUUUAGCUUCCACUACCUUUGAGGUGGGAAUGAAAAGGAUGAAUCCCUGUGGCAGCUGAACACUAUGGAGCUGUGCAGCUGCAUGUCAUGCUGUUGCAGCAUCUUGCACAGUUCCUUUGGAGCAGUGGUCAGUUAUAGAACUCGGGUAAGGAUAUUUAUCAUGCAUGCAUAUGACCAAUAUUUCAUUUUCCAAUAAGUCCUCUCAGCCUCUCCCGGAGGGUUUUCCUCACUGGGGAUUACCAAUGAGUGCACAGUAACACUUUCUAUUAGCCAUGGGGACCACCCGGGGUGGCGUAGAUUUCUUAAAGUACGCAAAGUUGUCUUUUCCCCAAAGGGGAGUCUUCUGGGAAAUUGAGCCAAGCAAACCUAGGGAUUUGUAAUGAACCCCAUCUCCUUAAUCACGGUGUUCCCUGCCUUAUAUAUAAUCCAGUAACCAUCACUGUGCCCUGGAAACAAUGGGGAUCCUAACUCAGCUAUUCCUACCCUCCCUCUUUCCUACUACAAGUUUUCCUCCCUUAUGUUGCUUUAACAAACAAACAUGGUUCGAAAGAUGCUGGAGCCCUUACUCCCCAGCCCUGACUUGCCCCCUUGCCAGCUGCUCCCUCUCCCUGCAGCUGCAGAGAGAAUGUCCUGGCUUCUCCAGCCCCAAUGCCUCCCACCCCAGGACCCUUCAGCUGCAGUGAGAACUACUCCAAGCCGUUUCUGUGCCGUGUGGGCGCCAAAAGCUGUGUGUUGCAUUCCUUCCCGUCUGCUCAUCCUGCCUCACCAGCCUCGUGGGCUUGUGUCUGUGUGGACUUUCUCUCUCUCUCUCUCUCUCUCUCUCUCUCAUCUUUUCUCUUUGGAGUGCUGAUGGAAACAAUAAAGGGCUUUUCUGUGGUGAUGGCUGCAGUCGGUCACUGGGGGUGUCACUGACCUUUAGAGUUGGUGGUUUCGGGGUUCAUCAGUGUGUUAGGGCUUCGAUUGCACCCUCCCUUCUGUUCUGGUCAAAACCUCCAGCUGGAUGGUGGAGGCUUUGCAUUUGGAUACGGGCAUGGGGCAGGCAGAGCCUGUGGUGUUUAAUCAACAGAGUUUGAAUCUUAAGAACUUGUGGCCAUCUGAAAUGCCUUGCUCUUGUCACGUAGCCUCCUGGGCUUGGCCCAUCCUUGGAAAUGUUUGUGCUGUCUGCCUCAGCCCCUGCUAUUUAGGCUGGACUCCGUAGAGCAUCUCCAGCAGUGGGUGCAUGCAUUUGUACCCGCUUAGAUUGCCAGCUGCUUGACUGUCAGGCUCUCUCGGAAAUCCUGGACACAAACCAUAAUGGUGUGACCGCCUGGGCCUAUUGCAGCACCUUGCUCUUGUCCAGUAUGUCUCUUACCUGCAUAGAAUAGCUCUGGGGAAAGGUGUCUCCCUCAUCAUCUUCUGCGGGGAGGACUGAUGGAAAGAAGUCAUUCAGCAGCAGUGUGGCCUAGGGGGAAAGAGCACUGCAUUGCACUGGGACUCAGCAGACCUGUGUCCUAUUCCUGGCUCUGCAGCUAGCCUGCUGGGUGAACUUGGGAAGGCACUUCUCUGCUCCGUGCCACAGUUUCCCCAUGAACAAGGCAUCAAGAUUGGCAUCUUUGCUCCAGGGGUUGCGGGAAUGAGAUGAGACAAAAGCUGCUCUGCAGGCUAGGGUGGAGAUGGAUGGUGCUUCAAUGGGACUGGUGGUGCAAUGGGAGAAGUGGCAAAGGAGGCAAAGUGGAGGCAAUUGUGGGAUGGAGGGAGUUAAUCCGAGGAAGGGAGGAGGAAAGGCUGCUGUGGAUGGAGGUCAUGAAAGGCCAGGGACGGUGAGCAGUGUAAAAGGGAACGGAAUGGCUACCAAAAGGGAGGUUAGAGUUUCAGAGAGGUCUGUUGGCUUAACUUUUCAUUUCUGUGGUUUUGUGGCUUCAAGUCAGGGUUGGUACAUACAUAAUAUGCCAGGUUGCUUCACAAUGCAUGGUGUGUGUGUGUGUUUUUAUGCAUACAUCCAAAACAGCCAAUUUCCCAAAGCCAAAAACAACUUUUGAGCAAAAUCAAUUGAGAGGAAAAUGUUUGAACAACAAAGUUGAACAAGAAUUGGGAAUUAAAAAAAUACUUGGCUAGUUGCUCAGAAGACCACAA